This is a messenger RNA of Apiotrichum porosum, 1287 nucleotides long. RefSeq lists its product as uncharacterized. The coding region runs from base 1 to 1287 and encodes 428 amino acids. Gene Ontology annotation, molecular function: L-rhamnonate dehydratase activity; magnesium ion binding. NCBI's taxonomy places the organism in Eukaryota, Fungi, Basidiomycota, Tremellomycetes, Trichosporonales, Trichosporonaceae. The record is from RefSeq and is a predicted model, not a curated record. Gene Ontology annotation, biological process: carbohydrate catabolic process. The transcript has 4 exons.
AUGCCUAAGGAGUGGCCCACUAUCGUCAAGCUCGAGACCUUCAUCCCCAGCGCCCACGGCUCGGGCGGUGACUACCACCGUCAGGGCAACGAGCACUGGAUCGUCCAGGGUAACAUCUCGUGUCCCAUGCACAAGUACGACGAGUACCGCUCGUCGCGUACCUCGUGGGGUAUCGGUGUCCUCGGAUCGAUCUUCGUCCAGGUCACUGCCUCGGACGGCACUGUCGGCUACGCCACCGGCUUUGGCGGUCCCCCCGCGUGCUGGCUCAUCGAGGAGCACUUCAAGCGCUUCGUCAUUGGCCAGGACCCCCGUGACACCAACAAGAUGUGGGACAUGAUGUUCCGUGCCUCGAUGUUCUACGGCCGCAAGGGUCUUCCCCUCGCCGCCCUCUCGGUCGUCGACCUUGCCGUCUGGGACCUUAUUGGCAAGAUCCGUGGCGAGCCCAUCUACAAGAUGAUCGGUGGCCGCACCAAGAAGGACAUUCCCCUGUACCUCACCGGCCCCAAGCCCGCCGUUGCCAAGAAGCUCGGCUUCUGGGGUGGCAAGGUCCCCCUCCCCCACGGUCCCCCCGACGGACUCGAGGGUAUCCGCAAGAACGUCGAGUACCUGAAGAAGUGCCGCGACGACGUGGGACCCGACUACCCUAUCAUGGUCGACUGCUACAUGUCGCUUGAUGUGCCUUACACCAUCGAGGUCGUCAAGGCCGUCGAGGACGCUGGCGUCAAGAUCAACUGGUGGGAGGAGUGUCUCCACCCGGACGACUUUGACGGCCACCUCGAGCUGCACAAGGCCCUCCCCCACAUCAAGUUCACCACCGGCGAGCACGAGUACACCAAGUACGGUUUCCGCAAGCUCAUCGAGAACCGCGCUGUGGCCAUUAUCCAGCCCGACGUCAUGUGGCUCGGUGGCCUGACCGAGCUCAUCAAGGUCGCCAACCAGGCUGCCGCCUACGACAUUCCCGUCAUCCCCCACGGCUCGGGCCCUUACUCGUUCCAGGCCAUCAUGUCGUUCCCCAACUCGGACUUCUGCGAGUACAUUGCCAACUCGCCCGACGGAGAGUCGAUCCACCCCUCGUUCGGCAACCUCUUCACCAACGAGCUGCUCCCCACCAACGGCCGCAUCCAGCUCUCAGACGAGCCCGGAUGGGGUCUCACCCUCAACCCCAAGGCUGAGCUCAUCCCUUACAAGACCUUCUUCUCGCCCUCGGCCGGCAUUGGCUCGGCGGGUGAGGCCCGUACCGAGGAGGAGGAGAAGCGCUUUGCCGGAAAGGUCGCCAACGGCAACUAG